Messenger RNA from Penicillium cosmopolitanum, 411 nucleotides. RefSeq lists its product as uncharacterized. The record is from RefSeq and is a predicted model, not a curated record. The transcript has a single exon. Lineage: Eukaryota; Fungi; Ascomycota; Eurotiomycetes; Eurotiales; Aspergillaceae. Bases 1 to 411 code for a protein of 136 amino acids.
AUGGUGAGAAUCAGCAACAAACAGGAGCAGCAGUCAUUGGACCACCAUAAGGACCUGUUUGCUGGCGACGAUACCCGUGCAUAUCUCACGGUUCCAAAGACCACUCAACACGACGAAGCGGGGUUGUAUAAAACCAAUUACGAGGCGCGAUGGGACAAGAUGAAAGAGACGGUCAAAGAAAUACUUCCAGUCCUCAAAAACAAUAAAUACUGGGAUACGUAUAAGUAUGAUCCAGUGCGAGAUGCGGAUAGACAAGCAAGGGAACUUGGCCAAAAGGCCCGGGGCACGGUCUUGCUGAAGUACGACCCAAAGGAUGUAUACAGAGUUGGAGAGGAGGAAAAGAAACUCAAGCGAAUGGUGAUGUGGAUGGAGAGAAAACAAAUUUUUGAUAUUAAAUGCGAUGAAAAAUGA